AAGGGGAGGAUCCCGCCCCCAUCCGCCGGCCGGUCCCGCCAUGGCGCGGGUUCUGAUCGUGGGCGCGGGGCUGACGGGCAGCCUGUGCGCUGCGCUUUUGCGCAGGGAGCUGCCGCAGCGCCUCCUGCGCAUCGUGCUGUGGGACAAGGCGCGUGGGGCAGGGGGAAGAAUGGCUACAAGCCGCAGCACUCAGGAUCCGAAAUGCACGGCAGAUCUAGGAGCCCAGUACGUCACUCGGAUGCCCGAAUAUGCCAAAAAGCAUCAAGGCUUUUAUGAAGAUCUGCUGACUCACGGAGUGCUGCGGCCAUUGACUGCCCCUGUAGAAGGAAUGCAGAUGAAGGAAGGGGCGGAGAAUUUUGUAACACCAGAGGGAAUUUCAUCAAUUGUGAAGCACUAUUUAAAGGAGUCAGCAGGUGCUGAUAUCUUCUAUAACCACCACGUUACACAAAUCUGCCUCAGAGAUGAGAAGUGGGAGGUCUCCAUCAAUACAGGCUCCUCAGACCAGUUUGACAUAGUUAUUCUCACAAUGCCUGUCCCACAGAUUCUUCAGCUUCAGGGAGACAUUGUGAACUUAAUUAACAAAAGUCAAAGGCAGCAACUGGAAUCUGUGAGCUACUCCUCUCGUUAUGCUCUAGGCCUUUUUUAUGAAGCCGGCACACAGAUUGAUGUCCCUUGGGCAGUACGGUACAUCUCCGAUAAUCCCUGCAUACGCUUCAUCUCCAUUGAUAAUAAGAAGCGCAAUACAGAAUCACCUGAUGUCGCUCCAUCUGUUGUUGUUCACACCAGCGUUCCCUUUGGAACUAGCCACUUGGAGUCAGACAAGGAGAAGGUUCAGCAGUUGAUCCUAGACCAGCUGAAAGAUGUUGUACCUAGCUUGCCUAAACCAGCCAGCAUCAAGUGCCAUAGGUGGAGGUAUUCUCAGGUUACCAAAGCUUUCCCUGGCAGUCCAGGACAAAUAACUCUCCAUAGGAAACCGUUUCUUGUCUGUGGAGGUGAUGGAUUUAUUCAUUCCAACUUUGAUGGGUGCAUAGAUUCAGCAAUGAGUAUUGUGCAGGCUUUGAAGUCCAGUUUGUAGGGUUUUUCAUAAUUUGCUUGUUUGUUUCCUGCCCCACCCCAUACCAUCUUAUUUCUAUGACGAAUUAUAAAAUACACUAAAGCUCGAUAUACUUGACCUACUUGCCCUCUAUUUUAAGGAAAUAAAUCAUGAGAAGUCUGCAGACGUUUCACAGAUUUAUUGCAAUAGUUGGAAAUGUUGUUUAUUUAUUUGCUGUGCCUUGAAGACACUCACUGUGAUAACUUUUCUGGCUUCACAGAAUGUCAGACAUACAUAAAAAUGGUUGUAUGCCUUCUGUCUUCACCCAAAUUUCCCAGAUCUGGGCAAAACAUUUCCACCAAUUUUAGAUGGGUAAGGUGGAGGAAACCUUAGACUACCUCCUUAAUUAUUAUAGGAACCAACCACCAAAGAACAGCAAGCCAGUGUGGUAAAUGGGUAGUUGUGUGAGUCUAACUGGGUUUUAACAUCUUAAGACGUCACAUGAUGCAGCCACCAUGCUGGGUGCAGUGAGGGCCUAGAUGGGAGGCCACCUGGAAAAAACAGUAUAUUGAGUUCCACAAUGGAACAAAGUUGGGAUAUACAAGCCAUGGUGGUGUGGCUUUCCUGCCCAUGUUCACACACUAAUACGGUCUUGCAAAAUGUUCAAGUUGCCAAAUCCUGGGGAAGCCAAACACAGCUUCUAUUUCAAAAGAUGCUUUGGAUGUUUCUCUCUUGCACAGAAAUGACAUGAACCAGUUCUCUACGCAGUGAUGUCAAGGAGGUGCAAAAUGGGAAGGUGGUGUGGUGACAGAACAGGAAGUGCAGGGGAACUGAUGAAACCUUUUCCUGUGCAGCAAGGUAGCUCCUAAAGUCUCUCAUAGUACCUCGUGGCCUUGCACUUUUUUACCGUUUUACCAUGUGAAUGCGAAGGAAUGUCACCUCAUGGUGAUUAUUCCACCUUUUUAAAAUGGCCACCUAAAGUCACUAUUACCAAACAAAGGCCUUCUGGGAUAAUUGUAGAAUUGUGUGGUUUCACUGAAGAGCAUAUAUCAGAAUAUUUUGUGGCUUGAGUUUUCAUCUCAGACAUCACCAUUUAUUUCCCUCAACAUAUUGCUCGCUGGAAUAUACUGUAGUUUGAGAAUCACUGAACGAGAUAAUAAUAAUAAUGUGUCCUAAAACAAUUAACAGUUUGUGAUUUUUUAAAAGCCAUUACCCUGACUUAUUUACCACAGUUUUUUGUUGUAUACAGGCAGUGGCUUUGUAUGCACAGUAUCUAAGGAAUCUACCAGAACGGCAGAGCUAUUCAGGCGGCAAUUCUAUACCCAUUUACCUGGGAGUGAGUCCAUUAAACUUAGUGGGACUUACUUAAUCAUAGACAUGUAGAGGAGAGCACUGUUACCCCAUUUCCUCUUUGAUAGUGAAUGAAAAUGCCUUGCUUUUUCUUAUCCUGUAUGUUGUCUGGCCAACAAACAAUCUGACCAUGCACAAUAAGGAAAGAAUUAAGAGGAUUUGAAAGAAACUUAAGUCGAUUUAUGUUUCUUCCAGCAAUCACAUUUUACUAGAAUUGUUAUCUUGAAGUGUCCGCUAACAUAUACUCGCUUGCAUCUGGGCUGCUGCAACUUUCAGUGUAGCAGACAAAAACAAAACUGGGAGACAAUUGCAAUAGCUCAGUUGUUUGCUAGAUGAGUCUGUGAGUUCCAGGACUGUGAUUCUUAAACUGUUGCAGAGUCCACAGCAACUUGGAGGUUGUCCCUAAGAUCACGAUGGAAAUAGAGGGAAAUGCUGAAAUAUGGUAUCUGCCUGUAUGGUGGGGGAAAAAACCAAUUGGUUUUGUUGCUGGUGGUGGUGUUGAAAAUGUGAAGUUGAAAAGCAGCUUGGCUUUUCAGCAGCACGAGUGCCUACAACAGAAACCUCAAUAAAACUUCAUGCCAUGUGCCUGGUCCUCCUCAGUAAUCUGACUGGUAGGUAGGGUAGGAAGAACGCAGUUCCUUGCACCCAGAACGUUGUGAGGAAAAAAUGGCAGCCAUGAUAACCACCUCUUCUACACACUGUGUUCAAAAGGGAGGUGAAGGAUUCCCACUGUGACUGAGACACAUAACAGACAAACACACAAAAUUGACAACAAACCUUGAAGAAAUUGUUCCCCCAAAUUUAUCACAAGUGAACAGAAAUUCAGAAUUUUGAGGCCAUUUGGUUUUGGCCCCAUUAAGCACUCCUAUGGCCCUUCCCAGAAACACUUAUGAGUGUGUAUUUGUCUUUUAUGGAAAACCCAUCACAUCAGCCCAUUUCCUAAAAACAAAACAAAAACCCAAUCUUUAGGAAAUUGACAGAACCUAAUCGUUUUUAUUUUUAAGCAUAUGUGUGUUCAGCUGGGAAAUGGGGUUAGUAGCUGCGUGAUAUAAUGCAUGUUGGCUAGUAAGCACAGCCUUUGCCGAAAUAAAACUUUACAAUGCUGUGUUGGGAAAGCUUAAUUAACAAACUGUCAGCCCACAUGUCCUGUUCAGGAGCUGAGGAUGACAAAUGAUCACAAGUGAGCAGUAAUUUUUUUCCCACCUUGAAUGUUUUCUGCAAACAGGAAAUUACCUUGCCAAAAAAGAAGGGGGGUAUAAAGAAGCUAUUUUAACAUUGUUAAAAUCCUUUGAAAAAUAAAUGUUUUGUUGAGACCAGCAUUGACAUUUUGAUCAGAGAAUUUGGGGGCAGGGGUUGAUCCUCGCAGUGAGAGGAAAAUUAAUCUACUCAUCUGCAUUUACAUGGAGAUAUUACAUGUGGAGUGGAGCUGUUAGAGAAGAGCACAUCACUCGAAUUUUGAGAGGUCUGUGUUGGCAGCCAGUGACAUAUCAGGCCCCCUUUCAGGCAUUGGUACUAGUGUACAAAGCCCUAAAUGACUUGGAAUCCAAGGAGAGCCUUCCUCCAUAUGCCCAGAUUUAGGGAAGGCGGACUUCUCUCAGUGCCACCCCUGUGGCAAGGAGGACAGGGAUGCAGCAGAGGUCUUUCACUGUGGGACCAUCUCCAACCUCUGGAAUUCCUUUCCAUGGGAAGUAAAACUGUCCUCUUCCCUGUCCAUGUUAACAGAAAUUUGAAGACAUUUUUAUUUGUCCAAGCCUUUGUAAGGAAAUAGGUAUCGUUAAGCUAUGGAAUUUUAUGACUGUCAUGUUAAUUUAUGGACACUGGAUAUUGUUUUGUUUGAUUUUAUGUUGUUGACAUAAAAAUUUUAUGCUGGAGCUUUUUUGUGAUCCAGCAGAGCUCUCCUUAUACUCUUGGUUCUUAAGGAAGCCUGCUCCCAUUUAGAUAGCCCUGAUUUAGUUUCUGUUCCUUGGUCACACUAGAAUGUGACAUAAUAUUCAGAGAAUAAGACAAAAAGUUUGAAGCUGGAUUUGAUGUAUAUAAAAAUCUGCAUUGAAGAAGACCAAGAUUCAUCUGUGCCACAUAAAAUCUCCAGAAUCUUCUACUGAUACUUAAGCACCUGUUCAAAUAUUAAGGAUAUAUUCCUUAAAGGUUGCAAGUUGCUUUCUGACCUGAUGAAGGCUGUGUGGUUUCAGAUUAUAGACAGGUAGGAUAUACUUCUACAGAUAAGGAGCAUAUUAUUAUUUUUUAAAGGAAAGAUACUUUAUUUGGUUUUGUAAUUUUGUGUUUUGUUUUAUUUGCAUGUAUUUAGGUUAUGGUUUGUAUGUUUAAUUCUGUUUGUAUGUAAUCUAAUAUAUUUGAGCUAUGAAACUUCAAAGAAUUUGGGUUCGGGAGGGUUAAAAAAGAGAUUACCCCCCCCAAAAAAAGAAAUCAGGGUGGUAGAAGGGAAAAAUAUGGUUCUUGGUGUGGUACACAUUUCAGAUCAAAGCAGAGGAAUAGAAUUUCCACAGACCCAGAAUCUUGUGGUCUUAACUAACAUCCUAGCAUAGAUUCGCAUCCAAGAUAUUUGUGGAAGAUCAAAUUCACUGGUGUCAUCAGUCAUGACUUCAGAGCAGAAGUCCAGGGCCCCACUCUGCCGAAUGAGCUAGAGGUUCCGAAAAACAGCAAGGCUGGCUUAAUACAUUUUAAAGUAAGUGAAAUAAUACUCAGAACCAUCUAAAAAGCCACCCAGGUAAGACUAUGAAAUCCAAUGUCUAAAAUCACCUCUGUUCCUAUUAUUUCUUAACUUUCACAUUAUUUAUUUACUCUUAAUUGUUGAAAAUAUAAAUGGAUUUACCAUCUCUACACUGUGACAUAUGAGUUUCAUCAUUAGAGGGGGGAAAGUAAACUAAGUCAAACUUAAGCUGCGGGUGUUUGUUAUAAGGAAAGCUGUAAUGUAUGGACUGUAGGCUUCUUUUCUGCUAAGGCCAUUCGCAAUGUAUUUUGGAGGGAUGCAAAAGCUCAUAUUCGCUAUUACAGACGGGUGUUUAUCAGUUGUGCAUCAGAGCUGCAUCAACUUGUCAUCAUAAAUCUGCCCAACUUUCAAAAAUGUUCAGAGAAACCAACUGGGAAAGAUGAGAAAUGUCAGAGAGGGUAAAAAUAGAAGAUGAAAAAAAGAUGAAAGAUAGUUGGUUUUUAGGUCCUAAACAAGGCUUUGUGAGGGGAGAUGAAAACCAACAUAGGCCUCGCAAUGGAUUUGGCCACUGAAAAUCUUGUUCCCUAAAGUCUUGUUGAAGAGAGAUCUUCCCUUGCUGCUUUCCUUUUUCUUUUUUAAAAAAAGGCAAGCAAGAAGAGGCCUUUGAAGCACACAAUGUGUACACAAUGAAUUACUAGCUUCAUCCAGGUUGAGGCGUGUGUGUCGUGUGUGUGUGUCUGAUCUACAGAUGUGGUGUCUGAAGCAGGCCUGUGAAUCCUACUCUAGCCUUGAAACUUGAGACGUAUCACAGCAUCUCAUAUGUGUUACGUGUGGUAUUUUACACCACCAGCAUCAUUGAACAGAGCCACUGGGGUGUCGUAGCUAGACGGCUGGGGUCCAAAUCCCCACUCAGCCAUAAAGUCUGCUGUGUGUCCUUGGACCACCCUCUCUCUCUCAACCCCACCUAACCUCACAGGGUGGUCAUGAGAAUAAAAUAAAAUAAAAACCAUAUGAUGAGGUUAGAAAUUGUUUUUCUGUAUGGCUAGAGUACCACCAGGUUAAUGAUUUAUUUUUGGCAGAUAAGAAAAAGUUAGGAUUUGAAAAGAAAAGAUCGAAAUUCCAAAUUGAGCUGCUGGAGAGUGAUGUUAAAUUGUUAUCAAAAAUGUACGCUCUGUUACUUAACUGGUAUACAAUGGAUGAGAUAACGAAAGAUUGCAUGAUAAAAUGGGCUAUUGAUCUGGGCUAUAAUAUAGAUUUUGACAAAUGGACAAAACUGUGGAAGGAAAACCUUAAAUUUACAGCAUGCAUAGCAUUAAAAGAAAAUGUACUAAAGAUGGUCUAUCGUUGGUACAUGACGCCAACUAAGUUGGCAAAGAUGUAUAGAAAAAAAGACAAAGCAUGCUGGAAAUGCAAGGCAGCUGAAGGCCAUUUCUACCACAUGUGGUGGACGUGUGACCAAGUCAAAAGCUUUUGGGAACAAGUCUACAAUGAGCUUAAAAAAUUACUUAAAUACACAUUCCCAAAAAGACCGGAGGCCUUUUUGCUAGGGCUGAUGGGAAACGAAAUUCGGAAAAUAGAUCAAAGACUGUUCAUGUACGCCACAGCGGCAGCGAGAAUCCUUCUAGCCCAGAGAUGGAAAACGACUGAAAUGCCCACAAUCGAGGACUGGCGAGUGAAAAUGCUGGAAUACUUAGAAUUGGCGAACCUGACAUGCAGAAUCCGGGACCAGGAGGACACGAAAUUCAGUGAAGAAUGGAACAAAUUUCGGGAGUAUGUCAAGGAGAACUAUAAAAGUUUAAAGACUCUGGCGGGUAUAUGUUAGAACCUACAACGUUGAUGUUUUCAAGUUAUUCUUUUUGGUUAACCAUAUAAGUUGUUAAAGUAGCGAUAUGCUUUUUUAAAAUGCGCAAACUAAAGAGAACUAUACCUACUACCAAAGGGAGGAGGGAAGUCUGAACUUGCAAGAAUUUGAUUAAGAUACAAUGUGGAGAUAUUAAGCUGUUGUAAAGAAUUUAAUGGAAAAAAUCAAUAAAAAUUUAUGGGGAAAAAAAAAGAGAAUAAAAUGGAGAGGGAGAGAAGAAAUACGUAGGUUUAACCACCUUGAACUCCUUGUAUCAAAGGUAGAAUAUAAAUGUAGUAAUAAUAAUAUAAAUGUUUUAAGUGAGUUUCUAGUAUAAAAAAGAAAUCUAAAACAAAUCAAACUUAGGGUUCCAUCAAGCUCACAGUCUCUAUCUACGGAUGUGGUUUAAUUAUGUGUUUAAAAGCAGUGCUCAUCCACACUGUCUUCUGCUGCUCGCAGCCUUACCACUCCUUACUAGGCACAACUUCCUGGUAUAUCCUCUCCAUUUAAACUAAUAAAUUAUUCCAAGUUGCCUGCAAAAGACUUUUGCAGGCAACUUGGAUAUUUUUUUAUAUGUAUAUAUAAUAUUUGACGCAAUGAACCAAGAACUGAAGCAACGGAAAAUGAACAAAGCAUAAAUGGAGUAAUCUAAGGGCUGGUCACACAUGGUUUGCCUGUUAUGUAAGUCAUACAUGCCUUCAUGCUUGGACGCAACGUUCAGCCGUAUGUAUUGUUUCCUACUGCACAUAGAACUUUUAGACUUGCUCAGUUAACUCCAUAGUUGUACAAGACAUUUUUCACAGGAAAUGGGUCCAGGCCACUUCACUUGGUCAGGGUUUGUUUGUUUGUUUAAAUGCUACGUCUUAAAUUUUCCUAUGUACACAAAGGGGAGCUGGCAUGAGUUGCAAGUCACUCCUACAACUCACCACGUGUAAAACCCAUGCAAAUAGGCCCAUGGCUGAACUCAAAAUCGCGCCAUUUAAUACCCUUGGUUGUUGAAACAGAGAAAGUGUUUUGUUAGUUGCGAAAUGUAUAGAAGAAAACUCUCAUGAGGCAGGUAUAUUGAAAGGCUAAACCUUAGCACUGGUUCACAGAAAUGUAUACCCUCAGUUCAAUAUAUUGCAUCAUCAUCACAGAAAUACUAUACACCACGGAUGGAAUCUCCUUGACACCUUGCAUGGACUCAAAAGCAAUGUUUUUCAAAGGAGUCAAGUCACACACUCAGCUACUAGUCCUCAAGCAAAUAAAAAUUAAGUGAUGUCCAUUGUGUAAGCAAGCCACUAAACUUCAACCUAGCCCCCCACCCCACACUUAGGCUGUGUACACACUAUACCUGUAAACAGUGCUUUUUUUUCCUAGAAAACUCACCAAGAAGAUGUUACAGUAAGUGCCACACUUUUUAACAACAACAACAGGAGGUACCGGUACUGCAUACCCUUGAGUACUCUGGGUGGGAGGGGAAGCACUGCCAGUAAAGCACAUUCAAAAUACAUUAUUUCCCUCAAAUUCCAGGUGCUGUAGUUUAUGCCUCACAAAGUUGCCAUUCCCAGCUUGAGAAUGGUCUAUACCCAGUCAGGUGGGAGCUAAUUAAAGCCCUAAAUGGCCUCGGUCCAGUAUACCUGAAGGAGCAUCUCCACCCCCAUCGUUCUGCCCGGAGGCUGAGGUCCAGCACCGAGGGCCUUCUGGCGGUUCUCUCGUUGCGAGAAGCCAACUUGCAGGGAACCAGGCAGAGGGCCUUCUCGGUGGUGGCGCCCGCCCUGUGGAAUGCCCUCCCAUCAGAUGUCAAAGAGAAAAACAGCUACCAGAUUUUUAGAAGACAUCUGAAGGCAGCCCUGUUUAGGAAGGCUUUUAAUGUUUAAUAGAUUAUUUUAUUUCAUUUUUCUGUUGGAAGCCGCCCAGAGUGGCUGGGGAAACCCAGCCAGAUGGGCGGGGUAUAAAUAAUAAUAAUAAUAUGUUGUUGUUGUUGUUGUUGUUGUUGUUGUUACAUAUCUGUAUGGUGGUUGCUCCAGUCAAGGAUGUGAGGAUGAAAUUGACACAUUGAGCGAUUUCACUACUCUUACUGAAAUCCUGUUGGUUUCCCUUGAAAAAAUGUACAGGUGUAUGUUAUGAUUUUAUGAUACUGUAUAGGUGGGAAAUUUCAGGCCCAGAAUCCAAAUACAGCCCCCUCAGUCAUCUCUGUUUCAUCAACAGAGGGCCACCCCAUUUUUUCCCCAGCUUUAGGUGAAAUUUCAGGGACAAUGCUACCUAUGAUCACUAUACCUUUCUUAAACAUUAGCUGAACCUCAGUUAGCAGAAGCACACAGAUUUCGUAACAGUUGUUCCUAAAAUUGCAAAUGGUUACAAGCUGGCAAGUUCCUGUUUGAAAAAUGCAGAACUAGAGGGUUGAUGCAGCGCAGCUCUGUGACAUUAGGUUUUGCUCGUCGCAUCGUAGAACUACAUGCUCCCACCCACCCACCCACCAGAUUUAACCUCACAAACCAGAAGUGAAAUAAUGAAGAGUAAGGCUCAAAUGCCUGUCAUUAAGGCGCAGUUAUGAGUGGGCUAGACAAUAGUGAUUGUGUCUGGCAGAUCAGAUGAUCUGUUUGAGAGAGAAUAAGGGAUCUUCUUCCUGAGCCUGUUUACUCUUGAGCUGGCGAGCAGACAUUCAUGAGAAAUUGGGGGGGGGUGAUUUCCUCCCCACCCCCGUUUCUAAUCCUGGUUCUGAUGUGCAGUUGGUAAGCUGCUUUGCUAAAAUCCAGAGACAUUGAUGAUGUCACCUUCGGCCACUGCCCCCGGCAUUGUAUUAGUUGGAUAAUAGCUGUUUGUUAUGAGUUGCACUUUCAGUCAAAUCAAUCUGUAUCCAGAAUGGUACCAGUAUACUAUUUGGGAAAGUAGCUGGUAUUAAACUGGUUGAUAAAGCAGCCCUACAUCACAGUGCCCGGUGCCAGCUUUGGAAUAGUUUUGUAGUCCCUGAGCCAGCGAGGUUGGUUGAUAACCACACAGGGAGAUAAAUGCUUAUUAUAAUUUUAGUCUGGACCACUAGAGAUUGAAAAUUGGUGCUAGAAAUGCAUAAUUCUUUGCUGUUGUUAGAAAUUGAUAGGGAGGCCCUGCAGUGCAGCUUCAGAAAUCUAGCCACAGGCAAGCUCAGAUGAAUGGUUGACAACACAGAGAAGUCAAGUGUUAUGAUCUGCUUUCACCUGUUUCCUAUCCCUCCUGAGUUCUUGACACUUUUCCAGAUGCAGCCGUUGCAAUCCUACAUGCCUAUGAACACACUGUUUCAGUAUGACACUCUCUCUCUCUCUCUCUCUCUCUCACACACACACACACACACACACACACACCCCUAGGUGAUACCAAAGGUACUAAUGGUCAAAUUUGACAUCUUGGCUCCCUGACAAUAUGUGUGAGUCUUUCUGAAAUGUUAUACAUGAAGGUCUCACUAUCGAACACAAUGCAUUCACAGGGUAUUGUUAGGCAAGCAUUUGUAUGACGAGGCAACAAUUUCCAUUGAUCUGUACACGGGGAAAUUUCUAAUCCGUUCCUGACCACAGAAUUUUGACUCCAAAAAGGGGGUGGGGACAGGAAAACCCUGUGAAACCUUGCAAAAGGCAAAUGUGGAAAUGAAAAAUUCUCUCUAAUAUGACCAGUCCCUCCCCCUUCCUACCUCUUCCCUCUUUCUCACCCAUGGUUUCUGGCAAAACGGCUAUUGCGGACCAACAAAACACAAAAAGUAAGGCUUGUUUAAGGCUGCUUAUUUGUGUACAGUAUUGCACACAGGUCCAGUUGUUUGGAUAUCUGAAUCUGCAGUGUGUUUAUAGUGAGGUUUGGGUCCUACUUCCUCAAGUUUGGAUGAGUGAAAUUUGGGUAGCAGGACCUGCGUGUACAUAUAUAAGAACAAGCAGGCUUGCAGCCACUAUGUCAAAAAAAAAGAAAAAGGAAAAAAAAGGCAAGGGCUCUGAAGAAAAGGUUAUCUGCUGAGUAAGGCUGGUGCUAUCCAUCUCAUUCCAGAGUAAAGCCUGCAAAAAAAUUAAAUAUUCCCGACAUUAUAUUUUGAGCUCCCUGCUGUGUUCGCCAUCUACAAACAUCUUAUUGGGGGAGAGAAGAUAACUGUCCCGUUUGAUAAGCCAUUCAGGGUUAUCAUUAAAUUACAAGUGGAACGACGAGAGUGCAUAUAAUCAUAAAAGAAAAUUGAACUGCAUUAAAACGACCCAUCCAACCACCCCCACCCAGCCCUCAGUCUGGGAGGAUUAGUGCUAAAAGCCAUUUCUGCAAUCACAGACGAUAUCUUAACCCUUUGCACGCUACGUGCAUCCCACACAUUUUAAACAUCCUCCUGUUCUUGUCAGUGAUUCACAUAAUACACCAGAGAAAUAGUGUGCAGUCCUCACAUGGUAUCUUAAAUUGUCAUUUUAGAUUUAUUUACUGGUUUAUAAGGUUAUUUUUGUUUUACAAGCAGUGGACAAAGUAUCUCUGUAGCUUACGAUGUUUUAAUUGUGGCUUUAUUUGUGUGUAUAUACACACAGAGAUAACUAUAGACACAUGUGUCUCCUUUUUUGUAUGGUGCCUUAGGCUCCAUAUUGAAGGAAAGUUGGGCCAAAGUCCAACUAAUAGAUUAAAAAGUGGUGUAUAAUAAAUCAGUAAAAGUCAUACCAAUAAUAAUAAUAAAAUCCUAAUACAUGAACACAGCCAGCCAUAUAGGCAGCAGAGCGCACACAAAAGGCAACCUUAACAUAUGAAGGGUAAGGAGAAUGGUAAGUAACAAAAGACUAGGGUAAUGCAAGUACUUAAUGCAGUGUUUACAACUGUACAGGAAUGCAUUCUGCCACAUGCCCAGAAAAAGAGAACCCUGGAGUUUUGGUGCCACUACUGAGAAGGCUUCAUUUUAGGUGCCCAUCAACCAACCCCGAGGGCAAGGAACCACUAACAGGACAUCAACAGAGCUUCUUUGAUUCCUAUGAUUAUAUAAGGAUCUGGUUUCUUCAAGUAUUGAGAGACGACAAUGUUCCAUUGUCCUUAGACCUGGAGAUGGAAGAGUCUUUGUUCAUUUAUGGCCUCCGUUCUUUUAUAGAAAAAGAGAUCGUGCUUGACUCUCAUGCUUUCUUGAACUGUGGGAGCACGUACAUCCAUAAUGCACUCAAAAGGCUGCUUAUGUUUAUAAGUGAAAAUUUUAAAGGAAGAAUGGGUUAGGCUGAUGCAAUUAAAGGACAGAAGUUUGUUUGUAUUGUGAAUGUUCUGCUUAAUCCUAAGUCACAAGGGUUGGGGGGGGGGGUGUCUUGAGCCUUGCUGCAGCCAGCAUCUGUAAUGCACAAAUCACCUCUGCAUACAUGCACAGAGGUUUUGUGCGUGUGCACGCCCAUAUGUGCACAUGUCUGCAUUUCUCUUACUGUGGGAAAAUGAACUUGCUUUCAGUUACCCUAUGCAUCUGACCACUCAGCUGAUCAGUAGAACAUUGUGGUAAACCACAGCUAAGCUUCAGAGAUCUUUUUUAGAACAUAGUUCCGGUAGGACUGGAUGGUACCUCUUGCAUCACCUGCUCCUGCACCAAUAUGGCCUUCCUUCCUCAUCUUUUAUCUUUUCUGAAGAUGGUUGCAUACUCCCUGAUAACACCAUUAUGACAAACACACAUCAAAUCUUUCUUUGAUUACCAGCCUAUAGCUUCUCAGUUGGGUUACAUGUGCACGACAAAGGAUGCAACCAAGUGCACAAUCUGCAGCUUAGUUAAUGACAACGGAAGGUUUGAAAACAAAAAUGCAGUACGCUGAUUAAAUAAAGAGGAAAACUGUGUUGCAAGUUGAGUAGGAUUUAAGCAACAGCAUCACACAAGAGCAUCCGAACAAACAAGGCUUAGAUACGUGAUUUCUCAGUUCUUGCAAGAUCUUACCAUGUAGACUUAUGCUUAUGUUCAAAUAUAACAAUGCUGCUGUAAAUAAAUAAAUGAGGGUAAUGUAAGUAGUAAUGAAUUAAAAUAAUAAGGAUUCAUAAUUUAAGAAUUUGGUGCCCAGGAAAAAAAAUAAGAUUUUUUAAAAAUGUACAGGUGUAUGUUAUGAUUUUAUGAUACUGUAUAGGUGGGAAAUUUCAGGCCCAGAAUCCAAAUACAGCCCCCUCAGUCAUCUCUUACAGGGCCCUCAAAACUCCCUCUAGGGCACAACCCUCUCCCAGGACUGGGGCAGCUCCCUCAAUGGGGCAGAGAUCCCACUGCUGCUUAUAUGAGGUGAUGGCAAGGCUGGGGUUGCCCAGGUGCACCAGUAGGAGUACUGGAUUGGCUCUGCUGAUGCACCCACACAACACCAACCUCACUGCCUACUCCCAGUAAACAACAGAGAUGCCACUGCCAGGAGGGUUUCGCUGUAGCUUCACUCCACUGGGUGAGCCAUUACACCAGGGGAAAUUGCUUUGCAAAAAUAUGUACAUUAAGGCAAAAUUACAUACACACAAAAAAUGUGAUAUAUUAGAUAUUAGUAUCUUAGAGCUUUUCUCCUUGCAUUACUUUAUGCUGUUAUGUGCUCUGCUGAUGCAAAGCACUGCUCAUCCAGGAUAGAGACAAGCCGGCUGUACAAAGCCGGCUAUACUCCUCCAUUUCCAGCUUAACCAACUUAAUGCAAUGCAAUGCUUAGCUCCCUUAACAUGCCUUACAGAAUAUAUAGGUCAGCUUCUGCUGGAGUCCUCUGCCUUGUAGGGCCAGCCCCAGAACAAAGCUGUACAACCCAAUCUGCAUCCCAAAUGCUUGGGUCUGUGGUUUAUUAUUAUUCUGGCCCAGAUUCAACACAAGAAGUUUGUGGGAAGGAGAACCCUGGGAAUGGCAUGGGUGGGAGGAGAGGGGAGAUCAUUCCACCUGGCAAGCUGAAACACUUGAGCUUAUGGCACAAUCAUAAGUUGAAUUUGUCAUAAUGUGACUAACAUCCAGAUCUUUGACAUAUUUCCAUGUCCACUUGCUUCUAAGGACCAAACUAAAUGUGACACCAUUCACACAAUUAGCAAUUACAUUAAAAAUAAAAUUAAAGAUUAGGCACAAGGUCCCAUAUCUGGAUCAGGAACACAGUGGGUUAUGGUCAAAAGGCUGAAGUCCCUUUAAACCCUCCUACCAGAGUCUCCAUCUGGACUAGGGACCCCUAUUAUUUACUUCUUUUUUUAAAAAAAAAUGCUUUCAUGAUACUGCUAAUUGCUUGCAGGGUCAAUUUGCUGAUUGUUGUCAAGUUAUGGCUGGUUGGGUUAUUUCAACACUUGAGGCAGAAAAUCCCCCAGGGAAUGGGGAAUAUGAAUAUAAUAAACAACUAACAAUUUGCUGCCCUUUCAUGACACCCACAAUCUGUUGCCUGAGGCAGUUAGCUCACUCUGCCCAAUGGUAGGGCUGGCUCCAAUUGUUCGAAUAGUGUCACAUCUUGUUUGGGCCUCAAUAAGUGUGCUUACAAUGACUGGCUCUAAAUCUGCUUAGAUUCUAAGUAUAAUAGUAAAUGGAGAACUAAUUCUCAUAAAUUAAAACUGCUCAGGUCCGUCCAGUCCGUGUCACUUUGGAGCUUGGAGUGGAAAACCAAAAUGGCCCAUAAAAACUAAUUAGCAGAGGACACGAUCCACCAGAAAGCCCUCUUACGAGAAUGAGAGCUUUGCAAAAACAGGACUACUUCCAACCUAGUUCCUAAGCCUGUGUCUUCAACUAAGGGAGUUAAAACAGAGUUCCUCCCAAGCAAAUGUGCAUAGGAUUUCCAUCUGAAAAAGCAAGGCAGAACAGAACUAUUUGCAUGUCGGAAGCACACAUCCUGAAUCAAGCAUAGCACCCACAUGUUAUGUCAUAUUCCCUUUCAACCAGGGAUGGGGAAAAAACAUUUGAGUCAUUUCACACUUAAAGGCAACCCCCCCCCCUUUGCAUUUUUCGAAACAGUACUUGAACUGAACCGCAGCCGUCCUUCAAAAUUGGCACUUCUCUAAAUUUUGCAAUGCACUUAUACGGCCAAGUAAUGUGUACAAAAAUGCAUAUAUUUGUGAAAAGGAUAUAGGAAAAAAUGCAUUAUAUCAGGGGAAAUUGUUUUGCUAAAACAUGUAGGCAUGGAAAAACUUGUAACAAGAAAUUCGCACAGAAAUGCUGGUAUGUUUUUAUGAGGACUACUGGGGUGGGGGAGCCAUAGACUGCUGUUGGAAAUGGAGAGAACUGAAUUUCAGGUUAGAAAAAUGAGGAACUGAGAGGCACUGAAAUUGACAGAUUUGCCCAUCUCUACUUUCAACAUAACCGUGUGCCAGGACAUGUGAAAUGCAAAAGGGGCAAAAAAAAAAAAACCCAAGCCUUGCACUGCUUAUUUUUGCAGGGGAAACAAGCAA
Molecule: messenger RNA, 15180 nt
Organism: Zootoca vivipara (common lizard)
Lineage: Eukaryota; Metazoa; Chordata; Lepidosauria; Squamata; Lacertidae
Gene: RNLS
Product: renalase, FAD dependent amine oxidase
Cellular component (GO): extracellular region
Molecular function (GO): oxidoreductase activity, acting on NAD(P)H
Source: RefSeq, a predicted model, not a curated record